This is a messenger RNA of Impatiens glandulifera, 1494 nucleotides long. RefSeq names its product nicotinate-nucleotide pyrophosphorylase [carboxylating], chloroplastic-like. Gene Ontology annotation, molecular function: nicotinate-nucleotide diphosphorylase (carboxylating) activity. The record is from RefSeq and is a predicted model, not a curated record. NCBI's taxonomy places the organism in Eukaryota, Viridiplantae, Streptophyta, Magnoliopsida, Ericales, Balsaminaceae. The coding region runs from base 253 to 1308 and encodes 351 amino acids. Gene Ontology annotation, biological process: quinolinate catabolic process; NAD+ biosynthetic process. The transcript is spliced from 11 exons. Gene Ontology annotation, cellular component: cytoplasm.
CCUUUUUCUUUGGGUGUCCUCCAGUCUUCACCUCUAUUCUCUCCGACUAGGAUAACUGCGCCGUUACUAGUAUCCACGCCGGCGCCGGCGUAGCUUUUUAUGAUAGUUCUUAAGAUGAACAUUUCAUGAUUUGCAGGCUGUAUAUGAUCUUGAUUGAAAUUUGAAUUUGAAUUUGAAGACACACUUCAUCUCUUUUAGCAAAUUGAAAUUGGUGAGCUGCAAAAUAGCCCGGACCCAUAAGAAAAAUCGACCAUGUUUGGCGCCCGCGCCCUUUCACUCUCUACAUUUGUGUCAAUCCGAUCAUCAUCAACUCCAAGGUUUAUUGUCAGAAUGUCUGCAGCUGGAACAAAACAAUCGGUAUCUCUUCCUAUAAAACCGCCAUCACACCCUACUUAUGAUUUGAAGGGUGUCAUCAAGCUUGCGCUGGAUGAAGAUGCUGGGGAUAAAGGGGAUGUGACCUGUAUUGCUACAAUACCUGCUGAUAUGGAAGUGGAAGCAAGUUUCCUGGCUAAGGAGGAUGGAAUCAUUGCUGGUAUUUCACUUGCAGAGAUGGUAUUCAAAGAGGUUGAUCCUUUGCUUAAGGUUGAAUGGUCUGUUAAAGAUGGAGAUCGCGUUCAGAAAGGACAACAGUUUGGCAAAGUGUAUGGACUGGCUCAUAACAUUGUUGUAGCUGAAAGAGUUGUCCUUAACUUUAUGCAGAGGAUGAGUGGAAUCGCAACUCUAACUAAGGCGAUGGCAGAUGCUGCAAGUCCAGCAUAUAUAUUGGAAACAAGGAAAACAGCUCCUGGUCUACGCCUGGUGGAUAAGUGGGCGGUAUUAAUAGGUGGAGGACAGAAUCACAGGAUGGGUUUAUUUGAUAUGGUAAUGAUAAAAGAUAAUCAUAUUUCCAUUGCUGGAGGGGUGAAGGAAGCUCUCAAAUUAGUUGAUGCAUAUUUGGAGCAAAAUAAUCAUCAUAUGGGUGUCGAGGUUGAGACAAGAACUCUCGAUGAGGUUCAUGAAGUAAUACAAUAUGCAUCUGAAACAAAAACAUCGUUAACUAGGAUAAUGCUGGAUAAUAUGGUUGUCCCAUUAGGAAACGGGGAUGUUGAUGUUUCAAUGCUGAAAGAGGCCAUAGAUAUAAUUAACGGGAAAUUUGAGACCGAGGCAUCUGGAAAUGUUACUCUUGACACAGUACAUAAUAUUGGACAAACUGGAGUGACCUAUAUUUCGAGCGGCUCCUUGACUCAUUCGGUGAAAGCACUCGACAUCUCCCUUAAAAUUGAUACAGAGCUCGCUCUUAGGGUAGGGAGGCGAACCAAACGAGCCUGAUUAAUCUCGGAUUAAUCUCUGUUUUAUUCUUCUUUAGCUACUAAUAAUCAUGCAUUCCUCCACUAUGAAUGAUUGAAUAAUUAAGGUAGAGAAAAAUCGAUAGAUUUUUAAUGUAUCUAAAUGGAAGGAUGAUGCAAUUUCACGGCCUUUUCAUCUCCCGUUAAUAUAUUUUUAAAUCUAAUUUGA